AUGGCCGAACAAAUUAGAUAUCCGGCCAAGGACGCUGAUAUUCCAUUGUGGCUUGAAGAAAUUACCAAAGUCACGCGACGGACGUCUUUAGAUGCAACAAUGGAUUUAAUAUUGAAACCUCAAAAGCAAUUGGCACAUUCUGCUGGUACUUUGAGAAAUAAUCACAGUAAUGGCUUUGCUCAAAAUGGUAGACGAAAAUCAAACACCGGUAACGGUGAGAUAGACUGGGGCGAUUCUGCUACUGGCACUAAGAACGAUUUUCUCUCUGACCUCAUACCUCACUAUGUGACGCCAAGACACAAACCUUUAGAUGCCAUUGACGACGAUUUUACCGAUGUUAUUUUAGGAUCACGACUGCAAGAUAAUAAUAGAAAAUUUAUUAAAAAAAUCCCAUUAAACACUUCAUUGAAUCGUCAAAAUUCUCUAAAGAAACCAUUAAAGAACAAUAAUCUAACUAAGAAACCAAAAGCCACAGGAUCGCUUCCUAUUAAAAAUGGCCAAAAAGAAAAAGUGGAGAGUCAUUUUACGAUACCUGAACUACCUAAGGGUAGAUUACUGGAAAUAAAAAUCUAUUCUAAUUGGGGUGAUAAGUACUUAAUAGGGAUGAAUGGUGUCGAGAUGUUCAAUUCAAAUGGUAGUCCAGUUGUUAUUGAGAAGGUGUGGACAGACUCAGACACCGGGGACCAGUCGAAGUACGGUCGCGUGGAGAACAUAGUGGACGGCGUGGUGCGCACGCGCGACGACCGGCACGCGUGGAGCGCGCCCGCGCCCGCGGCGCUGCCUAUUGUCCUUACACUGCUAUUGGCUGCAUGCACCGAGUUGGCCCUACUGAGGAUUUGGAAUUACAACAAGUCAAGAAUAUACUCGGCCCGAGGCAUCCGUCUUGUUCAAAUAAAAUUUGACGAUCAAAUAAUUUUCCAAGGCGAGAUUGCUCGCUCUCAUGGCGAAUUGAAAGGACCGCUACCAAUUUUUGGCGAUACAAUUCUCUUCACAAAAGAUGCAAAAAUUCUCGAAUUAAUAUUGGUCAAUGAUAAAAAUUUCCAAGCUCUCUUGCAAGACAACGAACCAGCUGUAGAUCUUAGAGCAACAGAAAAACGACCCACUACUGCUAACGAUAAUAAAAGUAGCAUAAGUCCCACAAAAUAUGGUGAUUUUGAUGACGAACAACAAGAUUUUAAGUAUAUAGUUAAGAAGAUCACAUUGACACUCAUGUCUAACUGGGGAAAGAAACAUUUGAUUGGUCUGACAGGAAUAGACAUACUUUGUUGCAAUGAGUCACUUAAAAUAGAUCGUUGGUACGCGUAUAAAUCUUUCAUCAGCGAUGAUAAAACAUCGGAAUAUAACAAGUACAUAGAUUGCAAGAGUCUCUUCAACGGAAACAAUAUAACCACAGACUUAGAUGACAUGUGGUGUACCAAUUUUACGGAAGAUUCGGAGUUUUGUCAUAUCGUUAUGGAAUUUAAAAAACCGACUGAGAUUACUGGUAUCCGGAUAUGGAAUUAUAACGCAAACAUGGAACUAUCGUACAUUGGCGUUAAGCAUCUUCGCGUGACGCUAGACGAAGAGUCGGUCCAGCAGCGCGGUGUUAUGUUGCGGCGCGCGCCCGGCGACACCUGCUACGACUACGUGCAGCACCUCGACCUCGCUGCGCUCGACCGCAGGUGAGCUGCUACACGCUGCACUCCUGAUCCAACUGCAGAUUGGCCACUAUAUGACAAUUUGGAACUGGCGGUACCCACGGGCUUCGUACUGCAAAUAAGCAUCUACUCAACAUGGGGUGAUCCUUACUAUGUGGGCCUCACUGGUGUCGAACUGUACGACCCGCAGGGUCGGAUCAUCGAAGUUACCGAAUCUAACGUGUGCGCGCAUCCGGCCAGUGUAAACGUGUUGGACGCGAGCGGUGCGCGAGACGUUCGCACACCGUCGCGUCUCGUGGACGGACACAACGAGCGCGCCUCGCACGCGCACCACUCCUGGCUCGCCCCGCUGCUGCCGCGCACGCUCAACAGGGUAUUUUUCGUGUUCGACACUCCCGUAUCCGUCUUCGGUAUGAAAAUAUGGAACUACGGUAAAACACCUUCUCGGGGCGUCAAAGAAUUUGGGGUUCUGAUGGACGACCUGCUGCUGCACACGGGCACGCUGCCGGCCGCGCGCGGCGAGUGGCUCGCGCCGCACUGCCUGUGCCUGCGGGACGCGCUCGCGCUCAGCGGGUCGGAAGCAAGCAGCACUACGAGCGGCAGCGCGCGCGCCGACCCCGCCGCCCGGCCGCGCACUGCCGUCACUGUCCCCGCCUCCCCUGCCGCGCCCCGCGACACGUAG
Messenger RNA from Melitaea cinxia (Glanville fritillary), 2319 nucleotides. RefSeq names its product katanin-interacting protein-like. The transcript has 14 exons. The record is from RefSeq and is a predicted model, not a curated record. Lineage: Eukaryota; Metazoa; Arthropoda; Insecta; Lepidoptera; Nymphalidae.